CUCUGGCUCUUUCAAUUCAGUUCUGUUAAGGAUAUUAAAGACUACGGAUUGGGUCACGCGACGUCGCGUAUAUAUAAUAUACAGUUUAUUCUGUUCUAUUCCUGCUCCCAACUCCUUAUUAGCAGCCAUUCGUUGCCGUUUUGCGGUUGUCGUUGUCGCUGUCGUUGCCGUUGUCGUUGUCGUUGCCGUUGCGAAAAGUGAAUCGUCAACAAUUGUUGAUAAUGUUGUUUUUGAUUUUUUUGCAUUGCGAUUUUGUGAAAUAAAAUAAAUAAAUAAAACAAAGUGUAAACACUGAGCAUGAUAUGCCAGAUAUCCUGCAACACCAACCAAAAGCAGCAGCAGCAGCAGCAACAGCAGCAACAACAAAAAAGCGACAGCAACAGUCAACAGUGAGCCAAAGCAACAACUUGAAAGAUAGCGACAUUUGCAUUUGAGGGCUCACAUGUUCACAACAACAACAACAACAACAGCAAAAACAAUAAGAAGAAGAAGAACAACAACAACAACAACUCAGCCAAAUACACAGCACAUUUUGGUUGUUCUGCUGGUUACGUUGAUUAAAGUGCGCUGUUACAUCUAACUCAUCUGCACGCCACGCACAAACAGACAGACAGACAGACAGACAGCCAGUCAGAGACUUACAUACAUAUGUACAUAUAUGUACAUACAUAUACAUACAUUAAGAGUCAAACUCAAACGUUUCAAGAGACAUUAAGAUUGGGACGCCUAAGCUCAACACUUCGCCGCCUCCUCCAACCACUUCGCCACUCGCCACUCGCCUACCAAAGGCGCUAAGUAGCAGCUCUCAGCAGAAUAAAAACUUUACACUUUUCAAAAGGUUAUUACAUCUCCCAACAAUAAUGACAACACAUUGGCUUUUACACGUUGGAAUAUUACUAAUACUCGCAGGCACCUCGCUGGGCGCUUCGAAACGCUUCUUCACAGACUUUCUGCAAGAUCUACCAACUCCGGGAACAGGGGGACCCACAUUUGAUACAAGCAUCACCAGCAACAUAACUGGCCUUGUGGGCAAAACAGUGAAGUUGACUUGUCGAGUGAAGAAUCUUGGCAAUCGCACGGUCUCGUGGGUGCGACAUCGGGAUAUACAUCUUCUGACAGUUGGUCGAUACACCUACACAUCGGAUCAGCGAUUUGAGGCAAUGCACUCGCCACACGCCGAAGACUGGACUCUUCGCAUUCGCUACGCUCAGCGGAAGGAUUCAGGAAUCUACGAAUGCCAGAUCUCGACGACACCUCCGAUCGGACACUCUGUCUACCUAAAUAUUGUGGAGCCUAUUACUGAGAUCAUCGGUGGUCCCGAGAUGCAUAUUAACAAAGGAUCCACAAUCAACUUGACAUGUAUUGUGAAGUUUGCUCCGGAACCGCCAGUCACAGUCAUCUGGUCCCACAAUAGACAGGUAAUUAAUUUUGAUUCACCUCGCGGCGGAAUAUCAUUAGUCACCGAGAAAGGAGUGCUGACCACCAGUCGUCUGCUGGUCCAAAAGGCCAUCCAGCAGGACUCAGGAUUCUACACAUGUACACCAUCCAAUGCCAAUCCGACGUCGGUGCGCGUGCACAUCGUCGACGGCGAACAUCCAGCGGCCAUGCAUCACGGAAACUCGGCGACGUUGCAGCCGCCAGCUCUGUGCCCCUUGGUGCUGCUCACGUGUGGAAUGCUGAUCUUGAUGAAGAUGCAAUCGGAGUCCUCUUGCUUCUCGGUUGUCUCUCAAGGUCCGACAAGGUCAGCGACAAAUGCCACAUCGCGACGUCGUUUCAUAUCCAUGGCCAGCUGUUCAUCACAACAACAACAACAACAACAAGAACAAAAUCGUGUGUGGCUACAACGAAACUAUCUCAAACGGAGCUUGGUUCUUCCCACAACAUAACUGCCGGAAUGUGUAGACAAAGUGGCUGAUUUAGAUACACACUUGGCAUCCGGUUUUCUAAGUUUCUAAACGCUUACCAAAUUUAACAUAUAUUCAUAUAUGUAUAUGUUACGUAUGUUGAACGAAAUUCAGAAGUCAGCUUGAGCUUUCGACUGGUCGACAUUAUCAAUUUUCUGAAAAAUAUGAAUAAAUCUCAAAAUUGGGAAAUUUUUUCUAAACGCUACCUUGGUAGAUGCAAGAAAAAAGAAAAAAUAAGACAACUACACUAGCAAUAUACGUUCAGAGACAGAAACAGAAACAGAGAAAGAGAAAGAGACAGAGAGACGUAUAGAGUAAAUUUGUAUAUAGCGCUAUUAAUGUAAUAUUCAUCUUUUAUAUCUAAAGUAAAUAUCAAGAAAUAUGAUUAUGAUUUCUCUUUUAUACUGUCUAUUUGUUUGUUCGACUUCGCUCUCUUAACAUGAACAAGUAACAAGUAAGAAAGCAACUAAGGAAUACACAACACAACAACAACUUAAGCUAUACAUGUCUAAAACAAAAUACCAAAAAACAUCUAAAAUGGGGAAUUGUAAUUGUUUUCUUUUUCCUUAUAACGUUUUAUUAUACACUAUCUAAGCUCAAGACUAUAGUAAAAUAUAAAAA
Drosophila sulfurigaster albostrigata is the source of this 2525-nucleotide messenger RNA. It is a transcript of the gene dpr8, whose product is annotated as zwei Ig domain protein zig-8. Gene Ontology annotation, cellular component: neuron projection membrane. The record is from RefSeq and is a predicted model, not a curated record. Lineage: Eukaryota; Metazoa; Arthropoda; Insecta; Diptera; Drosophilidae. Gene Ontology annotation, biological process: synapse organization. The coding region runs from base 861 to 1886 and encodes 341 amino acids. The transcript is spliced from 8 exons.